This is a messenger RNA of Perognathus longimembris pacificus (Pacific pocket mouse), 2963 nucleotides long. It is a transcript of the gene Bcl11b, whose product is annotated as BAF chromatin remodeling complex subunit BCL11B. The record is from RefSeq and is a predicted model, not a curated record. Lineage: Eukaryota; Metazoa; Chordata; Mammalia; Rodentia; Heteromyidae. Gene Ontology annotation, biological process: positive regulation of transcription by RNA polymerase II. Gene Ontology annotation, cellular component: nucleus. Gene Ontology annotation, molecular function: DNA-binding transcription factor activity; RNA polymerase II cis-regulatory region sequence-specific DNA binding.
GCCCCGGCGGCCCCGGCGGCCGCGGCGGACGCAGCAGCCCGGGCGCGCGGAGGAGGCGGCGCGGCGCGGCGCGGCUCGGACCCUCCCCGGACCCAUCAGAGCGGCUCUCCGGGCGAUGCCGGAAUAGAUGCAGGGCCAUGUCCCGCCGCAAACAGGGCAACCCGCAGCACUUGUCCCAGAGGGAGCUCAUCACUCCAGAGGCUGACCAUGUGGACACGGCCAUUCUCGAUGAGGACGAAGGUCUGGAGAUAGAGGAGCCCAGCGGCCUGGGGCUGAUGGUGGGUGGCCCCGACCCUGACCUGCUCACCUGUGGCCAGUGUCAGAUGAACUUCCCCUUGGGGGACAUCCUGGUUUUUAUAGAGCACAAGAAGAAGCAGUGUGGUGGCGGCCUGGGCAUCUGCUACGACAAAGGCCUGGACAAGGGCAGCCCGCCGCCUUCCUCCCGCGCCGAGCUCAGGAAAGUCUCCGAGCCUGUAGAGAUUGGAAUCCAGGUGACCCCGGACGAAGAUGAACACCUGCUCUCACCCACGAAAGGCAUCUGCCCCAAGCAGGAGAAUAUUACAGGGCCGUGCAGGCCUGCCCAGCUGCCAGCGAUGGCCCCCAUAGCUGCCUCUUCCUCCCACCCUCACACAUCUGUGAUUACUUCACCUCUGCGUGCCCUGGGCGCUCUCCCGCCCUGCUUCCCGCUGCCCUGCUGCAGCGCGCGCCCGAUGUCGGGCGACGGGACUCAGGGUGAGGGUCAGACGGAGGGUCCCUUUGGAUGCCAGUGUCAGUUGUCAGGUAAAGAUGAGCCUUCCAGCUACAUUUGCACAACCUGCAAGCAGCCCUUCAACAGCGCGUGGUUCCUGCUGCAGCACGCGCAGAACACGCACGGCUUCCGCAUCUACCUGGAGCCCGGGCCGGCCAGCAGCUCGCUCACGCCGCGGCUCACCAUCCCGCCGCCCCUGGGGCCCGAGGCCGUGGCCCAGUCCCCGCUCAUGAAUUUCCUGGGCGACAGCAACCCCUUCAACCUGCUGCGCAUGACGGGCCCCCUGCUGCGGGAGCACCCGGGCUUCGGGGAGGGCCGCCUGCCCGGCACGCCGCCCCUGUUCAGCCCGCCGCCGCGCCACCACCUGGACCCGCACCGGCUGAGCGCCGAGGAGAUGGGGCUCGUGGCGCAGCACCCCAGUGCCUUCGACCGAGUCAUGCGCCUCAACCCCAUGGCCAUGGACUCGCCGGCCAUGGACUUCUCCAGGCGGCUCCGCGAGCUGGCCGGCAACAGCUCCACGCCGCCGCCCGUGUCGCCGGGCCGCGGCAACCCCAUGCACCGGCUCCUGAACCCCUUCCAGCCCAGCCCCAAGUCCCCGUUCCUGAGCACGCCGCCGCUGCCCGCCAUGCCCCCGGGCGCCGGCACGCCGCCGCCGCAGCCGCCCGCCAAGAGCAAGUCGUGCGAGUUCUGCGGCAAGACGUUCAAGUUCCAGAGCAACCUCAUCGUGCACCGGCGCAGCCACACGGGCGAGAAGCCCUACAAGUGCCAGCUGUGCGACCACGCGUGCUCGCAGGCCAGCAAGCUCAAGCGCCACAUGAAGACGCACAUGCACAAGGCGGGCUCGCUGGCCGGCCGCUCCGACGACGGGCUGUCCGCCGCCAGCUCCCCGGAGCCCGGCCCCAGCGAGCUGGCGGCCGAGGGCCUCAAGGCGGCCGACGGCGACUUCCGCCACCACCACCACCACCCGCACGAGAGCGACCCGUCGCUGGGCGCCGAGCACGAGGAGGACGAGGAGGAGGACGAGGAGGAGGAGGAGCUGCUGCUGGAGAACGAGAGCCGCCCGGACUCCAGCUUCAGCAUGGACUCGGAGCUCAGCCGCAACCGCGAGAACGGCGGCGGCGGGGUGGCCGGGGCGCCCGGGGGCGCGGGCGGCGUCGGGGCGGCGGUGAAGGCGCUGGCCGAGGAGAAGGCGCUGGUGCUGGGCAAGGUCAUGGAGAACGUGGGGCUGGGCGCGCUGCCGCCCUACGGCGACCUGCUGGCGGCCGACAAGCAGAAGCGCGGCGCGGCCGCCUUCCUGAAGCGCGCGGCGGGCGGCGGCGGCGGCGGCGGGGACGCGGGCGACGACGACGACCUGGACGACGACGGCGCGGGCGGCGGCUGCGGCGCGGUGGGCGACGCGGGCGCGCUGGGCGGCGCCCUGGGCGUCGGCGGCGGCGGCGCGGUGAACGGGCGCGGCGGCGGCGGGGGCGGCGGCGGCGGCGGGGGCGGCGGCCUGGGCGGCUUCGGGCCCGGCGCCGACCCCUUCCCCGGGCUCUUCCCGCGCAAGCCGCCGCCGCUGCCCAGCCCCGGGCUCAACAGCGCGGCCAAGCGCAUCAAGGUGGAGAAGGACCUGGAGCUGCCGCCCGCCGCGCUCAUCCCGUCGGAGAACGUGUACUCGCAGUGGCUGGUGGGCUACGCGGCCUCGCGGCACUUCAUGAAGGACCCCUUCCUGGGCUUCACGGACGCGCGCCAGUCGCCCUUCGCCACGUCGUCCGAGCACUCGUCCGAGAACGGCAGCCUGCGCUUCUCCACGCCGCCGGGGGACCUGCUGGACGGCGGGCUGAGCGGGCGCAGCGGCACGGCCAGCGGGGGCAGCACGCCCCACCUGGGCGGGCCCGGGCCCGGCCGGCCCAGCUCCAAGGAGGGCCGGCGCAGCGACACGUGCGAGUACUGCGGCAAGGUGUUCAAGAACUGCAGCAACCUCACCGUGCACCGGCGGAGCCACACCGGCGAGCGGCCUUACAAGUGCGAGCUGUGCAACUACGCGUGCGCGCAGAGCAGCAAGCUCACGCGCCACAUGAAGACGCACGGGCAGAUCGGCAAGGAGGUGUACCGCUGCGACAUCUGCCAGAUGCCCUUCAGCGUCUACAGCACCCUGGAGAAACACAUGAAGAAGUGGCACGGCGAGCACUUGCUGACCAACGACGUCAAGAUCGAGCAGGCCGAGAGGAGCUGA